Solea solea (common sole) is the source of this 1020-nucleotide messenger RNA. RefSeq lists its product as uncharacterized. The record is from RefSeq and is a predicted model, not a curated record. The coding region runs from base 1 to 1020 and encodes 339 amino acids. Lineage: Eukaryota; Metazoa; Chordata; Actinopteri; Pleuronectiformes; Soleidae. The transcript is spliced from 9 exons.
AUGUCCAGCAGCCGUAGGCCUAACUGUUUCAGGAGCGACGUCCACAGACUGCUGCAGGCGGCUGAAGCUGGUCAGAGGGCUGACGUCCUGACCUACUUCUCAGGUCAUCUGGGGCCCCGCAGCCUGAACCACAGUCUGCCUCGUAUGGACACAAAGCAGCGCUUCUGGAAGAUGUCCAAGAGCCGAGAAGAAACUCCAGACCCUCUGACACUGAGCGCUCCUUCCCAGAAAAAGCAACAUUUUUCAUCUAAUCCUGAGGGGAAACAGCAAGGACUGAAUAAUGAAGACCAGCUAAAGACUAAACAAUGGUUUGGCAGGGAGUCUGCAGCCAAGCAGGACCCGUGGGUUGGAAUAAAUGUUGCUGAAAUGCAUGAGAGGAAACUACAUAAGGAGCUGAAGAAGCUGUCAGCACAGAGCUGGCCCAGCAGAGACCGCCUUGCGGUGUUCAGUGACGUCUUUGAUGAUGUAUGUGAAUACUCGCCAGUAUUUGGACGCAUCCUGAGGGAAAUUAAGACAGAUUAUGAUUUAUAUGUCAACCACCUGAUGGCAUCCCAGUCACCACCACAUGACAUGUUGCUCAAUGCUUCACUUUGCAAAGUAAAAGAAAUGGAGAUUGAAGACGCUGAAAAAGAGAUUUGCAGACUAGAGCUGGAAGCCAGAAGAGCUCUAAAGGAGAAUAAACGAGUCCGAAUGGAAUUACAGAAGGGUCCAGCUAUCAUGGGCCCUUUGGAGAGUAGCAUGAAGAAUAUAUCUCUGUCUGGACUGCAGGACAGUGGGACAUCUGUCAGACACACCAACAAGGUCCAGCUGAAGAGGCUUCAGGUGUUGAACAUGUGGAGAGAGAUCCAACAGCUGGAGGAGGAGAUUAAGGAAAAGCUGGUGUCCACUGACACAACCGCUGCCACUGAGAAAGACAUCGAAGACCUGAAGGCAGAAACAAUACGACUGAUAGCCUCAAAUGACCGACUGAAGACCACCAACCAGUGGCUCACAUGUUUUUUGCGCAACGUUUUUCUCUGA